This is a messenger RNA of Xiphophorus maculatus (southern platyfish), 2099 nucleotides long. RefSeq names its product TSC22 domain family protein 4-like. The transcript has 3 exons. NCBI's taxonomy places the organism in Eukaryota, Metazoa, Chordata, Actinopteri, Cyprinodontiformes, Poeciliidae. Bases 310 to 981 code for a protein of 223 amino acids. The record is from RefSeq and is a predicted model, not a curated record. Gene Ontology annotation, biological process: regulation of transcription by RNA polymerase II.
AGAGUUUCAGUCUGAAGUCAACAUCUGGAUAUCCUGAGAUGACCAGCUGGUUCUAAAUGAGUGUCUUGCCAAUCAGCCUCUGAAAAGAGGCCAAGAGUUGAUGAUGGCAUUAUGAUGAAGACUCAACAAUAAGAAAAAAAACUUGCUCUGGCUUUAAAUACCACUCUAUGGGUAAGCACUUGUCUGAUUGAAUGCUUACUUCACUGCAAGGACUUUGAUUAUCUGGACUAUUUUUAAACUGACUGGAAAGCAAUGUAGCUGGGUCCUGAUUGGUGAGACCUGCUGCUAGAGGCCAAUGACUGACAGAAGAUGUCCAUGAGCGUAAAGAAGAAGAAGUCAUCCUCUGUGCUCUCUGACGCUGCCUCUCAUAAUCAUUCUCAGCGCUAUCCUUCUUCGACCCCUCCACUACCUCUCAGGUCUCUGCAACUUGUUGCUAGGCAACCACAGGCAGCUGUUGUGCUGCGGGAGCAUAAGAAGGCCAAAGGCCAGGCUUCGGCAAUCAGGGAGUCCUGGCCGCGCGCCUCAGCAACAACCCACCACAGAUCUCUGACUCCACCCUCCAGAGCGCAUUCAGCUGCAGAAACUCGGCAACGGCCCUCCAGUAUACCAAGAUCACACAUCGUCUCAGUAGCUCCGACUGCCUCAGUCUCCCAGAAUCCUCUGCUUCCUGCAGCCUGUCCUCAUCGGUCAGUUCCUGCUAGAGCUACGCCCAAUGGGCGAGGUUCCGAUUUAACCAUGAUGUCACUACUGCUGUUUUACCACAGUUCUUCCAGUCUUUUGGGCAUUGAUGGUAAAAUUGAGCAGGCAAUGGAUCUGGUAAAGAGUCAUCUGAUGCUGGUGGUGAGUGAAGAGGUGGAGCUUUUACGAGAACAGCUGAGAGAACUGCAGGAGAGGAACCAGCAGCUGGAGAGAGAAAACCACAUCCUGAGAACGCUGACCCACAACAUCUACUCGCCAACAGGACACAGAAUCUCUCAGUAAUAUUCUCAUGGACAAUCUCAGUGUUCUCCUCUCAGACACAUACAGUCUGAAAUUAAUUGGGCAGUAACAGUUUCCUUGUCUGAAGCAGAAAAUGUCAUGCAGUAAAAAACUGAAAACAUAUUCUGGCGAUGGAAGGCUAACAGGCUAGUCCACGUUUCAGCUGAUAUUAAACUGGUAUGCUAGUGCAAUACAAUGCUACAAUAUCAAAUUUGAACUUUCUGCACUUUCACUGAUACAUUCAUUGCUUAAUGUGAAGAUCAGCUGGAAUUUGUAAAUGAGGAAAGAACAGUAAUCUCUAAAGGGUCUUAGCGUUGCCUGGACAUACUAUGUCUUAUGUCAUUGUGCAGCUUGUCCUCAAAUCUAAAUCCAAAUGUUCACUCUACUUUUGCCAGAAUUAGAUUAACACAAUGUUCUGAUAAUUCAUGGCACACAUAAUUUUUGUGUGUUGACACGAAUACAGUGCAAAACUGCAACAAACUUUACAACAGGGUAAUGCAACACAGGGUUAAUAACCACUAAUACUAUGCUUCUUCCUACAUUUACAACCAUUUUAAUUUUCAGCAUGAUUGUUAUAACUGGCUCAAAUUGAUAUGACUUCCUCUAAUCUGACGUUCUCUUGGUCGUUCUGCAAACUCAGAGCAAUGCAACAUCUGUCCAGAGCAGAUAAACGUCACAGAACCUGACUUAAAAAAAGUCUGAACCGUCUCUUGACAAAAACGUAUCCAUUUCAAGGUGAAUCGAAGACCAACCUACAGCUACCAAGUAACAAACUUUUUCUGCAUUCUUUAGAUUUGCUUUCCAAUCGACUUGUUUAUGAAAUUCUCAUGACUCAGUGAAAUCAAACAAACCUAAAAUUGACAGAGAAACCAGAAACUCUGAAACUUAAUAUACUGUUUUUAAUAAUUGCAUGUCAAUUGUUUUGCUUACAACGCCCAUGUAGUAACACAGGGGGAAAGUUCACACACCUGAGUGAGUGCUUGCUGCUAAACCGACUGUGUUGUCAUGGUAACAUGUUUGACAGACUCACAUUUUGACAUCAGGACUUGUUGCUGCUGCUAGAAUGACAAUGAUUAUGAUGAACAAUAAUAUAUAAAUAAAUUAAUGAGGUAUAAUUAUCC